AUGGCGAGAGCAGCAGAGGCAACCGAGAGCGUUCGCGUCGAAAGAGCCACAGCAGUCGCGGCUAGCGUCACGAAAAACGCAACCGCCGAGUUCAAGGCCCUCGACAGCCGCACCGCUAAGGAAGUCGUGCCAGCCGCUAACGAUACCACCGAGAACCAUCUGAACAAGACGAAGCGAGCUGCAGAUUUUGCAUUUAACGGGUUCCCGAAGGGUGCUGGGGACAUGGUAGACACUGUGAAGCAGCAUCCCGAGAUAACUGCUCAGAAAGCACCAGCUGUAGCUGUUGGCGUCGGACCUUUCGUCCAAUCCGAGCUCAUUGCCGGCGAAGUCGCGAUCCUGGGCAAGAUGGCUGCGAACAGCUCAAAGAAGACCGUUACACAAAUCUCUUCAAAUGAGGGCGAGAAAAUCUUCAAUGCUAAUUGGAAGGACUUUUCCAAUGAUGCGAAAGCUGAGGUAAAGAACGAUAAGAUACAGGCUGCCGAGAACGCGAAGGGUAAUGGAAAAGAGCCUGCCAAGUCUGACGCCACGACAGUCUCAGCUGAGAUCAAGGCUGCGGAGCCAACAAGGGUUGAAGGCGAGUUCAAGAGGGGUAAUAUCUUAUCAAUGGGAGUUCAGGCUCCGGUGUGCAAAAGUGGAGAGGGGAGCAAGCAGGUCAAGGGUGAAGAGGCUACGCCGGUGUCCUUGAGGAUCCCGAUUGGCGCCGAUGGAGAUAUCAAGGCUGUAUCUAAGUUUGUUGAUGAAACCAAGGCGGAAGAGAAGUCGACUGUGGUUUUCAAUAAUAGGACGGACGGUCCUAUUGUUCCAGAUACGAGAACGGCACCUGUUGCUGUCAAGGCAGCCGUCUCGGCAACUACAAGCAAAGAAGUCCCCCAGCCGGUGGUCCAGAAAGCCCCCGAAGCUGCAAAGAAAUUGCCGGAAUUCCCGGGGUCCGCUGAAUCUCAGAAACCCGAUGUCAAGUCUGAGAAGGUGGGAGAGAAGAAGACGACAAAGCCAAUUGACCUAUCGGCAAAAUCAGACAGUAUAACGGCCAAGAUCGAGAAGAAAGAGACUAUUAUCCCACCGGCAUCUGUCGUCAAGGAAAGCGAUAGCGAUAUCCCGAUUUUCAAAGAAGCCACCACUCCAGCUCAAGUACGGAAAGCCGUGUUGUCGCCAGCUACUUCUCAGGAAGAGCCGAAGCCAAAGGAAGCGUCUGCUGCAUCAAAGCCCUUCAAAUUCGAGGAGAAGAAGAUUCCAGAUUCCGAGAUUGAAAGCCCAAAGGCUAGCAAUACUAACGAGACGAUCAUUGACAGCAACAGCAAUAGCAGACCUGAGCCAGCACCCAUCAUGCCUGCCAAAAAUUCCGAUCAAGCACAAAGCGUGACUUCCCCGAUUUCCGAUGAACACGUGACGGAUCACAUUGUAAGCGAGCUCUUGCAAAGCCCCAGUGUCAUGCCUCAAGCGAACUUCGUCGAGCCUGAAACUACUCAAGCAACCUCGUCCGCUUCACUUGCAUCGGUCACUAACACAGACAAGAGCAUUACCAAGACCGAGGCACUUGAGCAGCCCGCCAUCUCUGAUAUGACGACAAUCAGCCGAGAGAGCCUGGAUCAUUUACACUCAAAAAUCGACGCCCUUCAAGAAGCCGUCCAGCUGAUCACCAAGAAGCUGACUACAAACCUUCCACCUCCCACUGGAGAGCCUACAAAGCAAGCCAUCGUCGAGCUAUCAUCCGCUACAGACGCCGUCAGCGAGCAAGUUCAAAAGCCAUCCUCUUCUCAAGAAUCCGAAGUUCUCGCCGCCGAGCCAGCACAAGCAAACCCCUCCACCGGCGCCGAAGCUGCAUCGACGGAGACUCCAGCAGCUUCCGCCAAGAAACCAGGACACGCCAAGCGCAAGAGCGUAAUCGUCACCCUCGGUAGCUACCUUUGGCCAUUUGGUACCGCCACGCCAAAGGGUGCAGAUGCGAAGGCUAGCACAGCUGAGGGUAGUCCUGCUGGGCCUUCCGUUGAAAUUUCCAAGAAGGAUACCACCACCUCGGCCCCAGGCGCCAAGGAUAGUGCGGCGUCGUUGAGUGAUAUCCCUACGCCGCAUAUUGGCGCUGCCUAG
Molecule: messenger RNA, 2085 nt
Organism: Drepanopeziza brunnea f. sp. 'multigermtubi' MB_m1
Lineage: Eukaryota; Fungi; Ascomycota; Leotiomycetes; Helotiales; Drepanopezizaceae
Source: RefSeq, a predicted model, not a curated record